CCGGACUCGACAGCAACGAUGGACGAUCUGUUUUCUUUCCUGGAAGAAGGUGCCGGGCAGGAUGACCCUAUGCCGAUGGAUCAGCCAGUAGCUACGGCACCGCUGAAACGUAAAGCGGACUCGCCGAAACCCACGAACGGGAAGCAGGGUGUGGUUGAAGAAGAGAACAAUGAAGCUGGACCCUCCUCUCCCAAACGAGCGCGCGUUGAAGUAAAAACCACUGUCGUGUUGGAUGAUUUUGAGACGGAAGCAAAACGAGAAGUCGCUGCAAGUGCCGGACUGACUGGAUCUGCUGUGGAGGGGACGCGCUUAGAGUUAAGACAUCAGGUCCGGCAUCAAGUUUCUGUGCCUGCAGGCUACAACUACAUUCCCAUUUCUCAACAUGUUCCCCCUGCCAAACCCGCUCGAGAGUACAAAUUCGAGCUGGAUCCCUUCCAGCGUGUCUCUGUCUACGCCAUCCAGCGCAAUGAAAGCGUUCUCGUCUCCGCACACACUAGUGCCGGGAAGACCGUGGUUGCAGAGUACGCCAUAGCGCAGUGUCUAAAUAACAAGCAACGUGUGAUAUAUACGAGUCCUAUCAAGGCUCUGAGUAACCAGAAGUACCGGGAUAUGCUGGCCGAGUUUGGCGACGUUGGGCUUAUGACUGGAGAUGUCACUAUAAACCCGUCGGCCUCGUGUCUGGUUAUGACCACAGAAAUUCUGCGUUCGAUGCUCUACCGUGGUUCGGAAGUCAUGCGCGAGGUCGCCUGGGUCAUCUUCGACGAGAUCCACUACAUGCGCGACAAAGAGCGUGGAGUCGUGUGGGAGGAAACUAUCAUUCUGCUUCCGCACACCGUCCGCUACGUCUUUCUCUCUGCCACGAUCCCCAACGCGAUGCAGUUCGCGGAGUGGAUAUCCAAGUCUCACGAGCAGCCGUGCCAUGUGGUCUACACCAAUUACCGACCAACGCCGUUGCAAAACUACAUGUUCCCAUGUGGGGGAGAGGGGAUUUAUCUCGUGGUCAAUGAAAACGGUGAAUUUCGGGAGGAUAACUUCAGUAAAGCGAUGGCCAAGCUGCAAGAGGGGAAAGGCGAAGACCCCGCCGACGCCAAUGGGGGCAAAGGUAGGAAGGGAAAGACAAGGAAGGGCGGCAAUAAAGGACCCUCGGACAUCUCGCGGUUGAUCAAAAUGAUCAUGCUCAAAAACUACAACCCUGUGAUCGUGUUCGCAUUCGCCAAACGGGAAUGUGAAGCUCUGGCUCUCACGCUGUCCAAAUUUGAGUUCAAUUCGACGGACGAACAAGAUCUGGUCACCAACAUCUUCAACAAUGCGGUGGAGAAUCUGACCCCAGCUGACCGGGAUCUCCCGCAGAUAGCGAACCUCCUCCCGCUAUUACGCCGCGGCAUCGGCAUCCACCAUGGCGGACUACUGCCCAUCUUGAAAGAGGUGAUCGAGAUUCUGUUCCAGGAGGGCCUGAUCAAGGUCCUGUUCGCCACGGAGACUUUCUCGAUCGGCCUGAACAUGCCCGCGAAGACGGUCGUUUUUACGACGACGCGCAAGUUCGACGGGCGGGAGUUCCGGGAUCUGACGUCGGGCGAGUACAUCCAGAUGUCUGGGCGCGCAGGUCGGCGUGGGCUGGACGAGCGGGGUGUGGUCAUCAUGAUGUGUGACGAGAAGCUGGAGCCCAGCGCGGCCAUCAAUAUGGUCAAGGGCGAGGCGGAUCGACUCGACUCGGCUUUCCAUCUGGGAUACAACAUGGUGCUCAAUCUGAUGAAAGUCGAGGGGAUCAGCCCGGAGUACAUGCUCGAAAAGUGCUUCUUCCAGUUCCAGAGUAAUGCGGGUGUCCCUCAGCUGGAGGAGGAGCUCAAAAAGGAGGAAGCAAACAAGUCCAGCGUUGUCAUUCCAGACGAACAGCUCGUUUCCGACUACUACCAAUAUCGACACCAACUGCAGCAGAUGAACGCCGACUUCCGCGAAGUCAUCACACAUCCUACCUACUCACUUCCUUUCUUACAACCCGGUCGUCUAGUGAAGGUCAAGCACGAGAAGCUUGACUUUGGCUGGGGUGUGAUCAUCAGCUUUUCGAAGCGCCUGCCACCUAAAAACCGCCCCAUGUUCAAGCCCGAAGAGCUGUCACCGCACGAGCAAUACGUCGUCGAUGUGCUGCUGAAUUGCGCACCGGGCGGCGCACUGCCCAAGGACCGGCAAGUCGUCACUGCCACCCCCAGCACGAUCCUGCCUGCGCCAAAAGGCAAGAAGGGGGUCCCACUCGUCGUUCCUGUGCUGCUGUCGACGAUCGAAGCCAUCAGCCACCUGCGCAUCUUCUUGCCCAAGGACCUGAGACCGGAUCCUGCGCGGGAGACGGUUUGGAAGAGCAUUGUCGAGAUCGAGCGUCGUUUCCCGGAGGGCAUCGCCUUGCUAGAUCCGAUCGAGAACCUGGGCAUCAAGGAUGAAAAGUUCACUGCGUUGAUCCAGAAAAUCCGCGUGAUGGAACAAAAGAUGGCCUCGAGUCCGAUGCAUACAGACCCACGCCUGCCGGAGCUGUUUGAGAAAUAUGCCAAGCGCGAGGCCACCAAAGAGCGCAUCCGGGCGCUCAAGCGGCGGAUCCAGGCAACGCGGGACAUCCUGCAGAUGGAAGAGCUCAAGUCGAGGAAGCGCGUUCUCCGGCGGUUAGGCUUCACCGAUUCGUCGGACAUCGUCGACAUGAAAGGGCGGGUGGCGUGUGAGAUCAGCUCCGGGGACGAGCUCCUGCUGACGGAGCUCAUCUUCAACGGCGCCUUCAACACACUUUCUCCCGAGCAAUGCGCUGCGCUGCUCAGCUGCUUCGUUUUUACCGAGAAGAGCGAACAAACGACGAAACUGAAGGAAGAGCUGGCCGCCCCGUUGCGAUCGAUGCAAGAGUUUGCCAAGCGAAUCGCCAAAGUGUCGAAAGAGUCCAAAAUUGAGAUCGACGAAACGGAGUAUGUCCAGUCGUUCAAGGUCGAGCUCAUGGAUGCGGUGGUGCAGUGGUGUCGCGGAGCGUCGUUCUCUGACAUCUGCCAGCUGACGGACCAGUUCGAAGGCAGCAUCAUCCGCGUCUUCCGACGACUGGGGGAGCUGCUGCGGCAGAUGGCACAGGCAGCCACAGUCAUCGGAAACAACGAGCUGAAGGAAAAGUUUGAAAAGGCAUCUGAGAUGUUGGAGCGUCCGAAUUCAGUCAUCUUCUGCUCUUCCCUUUAUCUGUAGAUUUAGGAUUCUGUGCAGUAGGACCCAUGUUUGUGUAUGAAUCGCCAGCUGAUGGGAAAGCAGACCUCACACUCUGGGUCG
Mycena citricolor is the source of this 3285-nucleotide messenger RNA. The record is from the annotation of a GenBank genome assembly. NCBI's taxonomy places the organism in Eukaryota, Fungi, Basidiomycota, Agaricomycetes, Agaricales, Mycenaceae.